Molecule: messenger RNA, 711 nt
Organism: Rotaria sordida
Lineage: Eukaryota; Metazoa; Rotifera; Eurotatoria; Philodinida; Philodinidae
Source: the annotation of a GenBank genome assembly
AUGGCAAAAAACUUUAACGAGAUGUCAAGUGGUUCAGCAUUUAGCAAUGUACUCAAAGCUAAGGAAGAUUUACAAAAAUCUUCUGAACAAUUAGAACAAGAAAAACGAUCACUUCUUUCACAACGUAUACCAGCAUUACAAGUUGAAGGAAAAUCAAAGGAAGAACUUGUUGAAAAGGCAAAACAAUUACAUAAUCUUCUUCAUCAAUUACAUGGUUCUAUUUAUGAAUUAACAGAACGAUUUGAACGACAAAAAUAUGAUAUGAUUGAAUUAGGUGAACGUGCUCGUCAAAUUGAGAAAGGAAAAGCUAAAACACGUAAAUCAAAUAUUGUUCAUACUGGUCUUGGUGGUGGUAUGUUUUCUGGUGUCAAUGAUGUUACACAAGGAGCACCGCAAAAAGUAUCACUUUUCAGUCGAUAUGAACGUGUUACCGAUCGUCGUACAUACAAAGAUCGUCGUGGUGUUUGGGCUGCAGAAAAAAAAGAAGCUGAGUUUGCUCCUGAACGUCCAAAAGCUAAAAUAAAACAUAAUACACCACCUCCUGAAGAAAAUCCAUUACGUAAAAAUAAAGGUGGUGCUCAAUCUAAAAGUGAAGAAAAACAGGAAGUAAAACUCGGUUCUGGACCUGUUCACGAAGAAGCCGCAGCUGAAGAAGAACCUGCUGAAGAAGAACCAGCAGCAGCGCAAGAAGAGGAAGAAGAAGAAGAAUAA